Messenger RNA from Mus pahari (shrew mouse), 4758 nucleotides. It is a transcript of the gene Zbtb47, whose product is annotated as zinc finger and BTB domain containing 47. The record is from RefSeq and is a predicted model, not a curated record. Bases 97 to 2283 code for a protein of 728 amino acids. The transcript has 6 exons. Gene Ontology annotation, biological process: regulation of transcription by RNA polymerase II. NCBI's taxonomy places the organism in Eukaryota, Metazoa, Chordata, Mammalia, Rodentia, Muridae. Gene Ontology annotation, cellular component: nucleus. Gene Ontology annotation, molecular function: DNA-binding transcription factor activity, RNA polymerase II-specific; RNA polymerase II cis-regulatory region sequence-specific DNA binding; protein binding.
GGCCCCCAGCGCGGCGCUUCAUGGAGCGGCCCGGGCCCGGCCCUCGGGGGCAGCGCGAUCCUGCGGGGCCCUGUGAGCUCCCAGCGCCGCGGCAUCAUGUUGCUGGUUGAGAAGACUACAGACUCCCCGGCGGCAGAGUUCUCGCUGGUGGAGGACGUGGCCCUGCACUUCGCUUGCUUGAUGGGCCGCCUCAACGAGCAGCGCCUCUUCCAGCCAGACCUGUGCGAUGUGGACCUAGUGCUGGUGCCUCAGCAUAGUGUGUUUCCCGCACACAAGGGUGUGCUGGCCGCCUACAGCCAGUUCUUUCACUCGCUCUUCACACAGAACAAGCAACUGCAACGGGUCGAGCUGUCUCUGGAGGCACUGGCGCCCAGUGGCCUGCAGCAGAUCCUCAACUUCAUCUACACGUCCAAGCUGCUCGUGAACGCUGCCAACGUGCACGAGGUGCUCAGCGCGGCCUCGCUGCUGCAGAUGGCUGACAUUGCAGCCUCCUGCCAGGAGCUGCUGGACGCUCGAUCCUUGGCGCCCUCGGGCCCUGUGGCCCUGGCACAGCCGGCUGCCAGCUGUGCUCCGGUGCCUCCACCACCCUACUACUGUGACAUCAAGCAGGAGGCAGAUGCCCCAGGCCUCCCAAAGAUCUAUGCCCGGGAGGGCCCUGAUCCCUACUCUGUGCGUGUGGAGGAUGGAGCAGGGACAGCUGGGGAUGUAGGCUCUGCCAAUGCUGGACCGGCACAGACGCUCUUCAAGGAGGAGAAGGAAGGGGCCCCUGAAGAGGCAGAGGCCCCGGGUAGCCUGUGCAAACUGGAAAGUGGAGAGGGGCUGGAGCCAGAACUGGAUGCCUCGGGCACCUACGGGCACCAGGAGCAGUCACAAAUCAUUGUUGAGGUGAACCUCAACAACCAAACACUGCAUGUGUCCACCGGACCCGAGGGCAAGCCAGGCUCUGGUGCCAAUCCAGCCACCGUGGUGCUGGGCCAGGAGGAUGGCAUGCAGGGACACUCCGAAGAAGAGGAGGAGGAGGAAGGAGGAGGGAGUGGAGGGGGAGAGGAGGAAGAGGAAGAAGAAGAAGAGGAGGAAGGCAGCCAGGGAGAGGAGGAGGAGGAGGAAGGGCCCAGUGAUCAUCAAGAGGAUGAGGAUGAAGAAGAUGGGCCCAGUGAGCAGGAUGCAGAGAGUUCUGAGGAGGAGAGGGAGGCUGAGGGCAGGCAGGACCCAGCAGGUCCCGCUGGGUGUCAGGGCAGCCAGGUGGACCCUCCACCGCACAGCCGAAUGUCCACACGGUCCCGGGGACAGAACACCCGGCGCCGGGCCACCCCUGAGCCGGAGGAGGCUGGACGUAGAGGUGGGAAGAGGCCCAAGGCCUCUGGAGCUGUUCUGGCAUCCCAGGCAGCUGAUGGGCUGGGGGCCAAGGUGAAGCUGGAGGAAAAACAGCAGCAUCCAUGCCAGAAGUGCCCUCGGGUCUUCAACAACCGCUGGUACCUAGAAAAGCAUAUGAACGUGACCCACAGCCGCAUGCAGAUAUGUGGCCAGUGUGGGAAGCGCUUCCUGCUGGAGAGCGAGCUGCAGCUGCACAGGCAGACAGACUGUGAGCGCAACAUCCAGUGCAUGACGUGUGGCAAAGCCUUCAAGAAGCUGUGGUCCCUUCAUGAGCACAACAAGAUAGUGCAUGGCUACGCGGAGAAGAAGUUCUCCUGUGAGAUCUGCGAGAAGAAGUUUCACACCAUGGCGCACGUGCGCAAGCACAUGGUUGCCCACACCAAGGACAUGCCCUUCACCUGCGAGACCUGUGGGAAGUCCUUCAAGCGCAGUAUGUCGCUGAAGGUCCACUCGCUGCAGCACUCGGGGGAGAAGCCUUUCCGCUGUGAGAAUUGCAAUGAACGCUUCCAGUACAAGUACCAGCUGCGGUCACAUAUGAGCAUCCACAUUGGCCACAAGCAGUUCAUGUGUCAGUGGUGUGGCAAGGACUUCAACAUGAAGCAGUACUUUGACGAGCACAUGAAGACACACACAGGGGAGAAGCCUUAUAUCUGUGAGAUCUGUGGCAAGAGUUUUACCAGCCGCCCCAAUAUGAAGCGGCAUCGACGCACACACACAGGAGAGAAGCCAUACCCAUGUGACGUGUGUGGCCAGCGUUUCCGCUUCUCCAACAUGCUGAAGGCACACAAAGAAAAGUGCUUCCGUGUCAGCCACCCGCUGCCCGGUGACCCCGCCGCCCUGCCUGCCACGCACCUGCAGCCCACGGCCCCGCUCUUCCCCACAGCACCUCCCAGGCUGGACACUAACUGACCCCCAGCACAGGCCCUCUUGGCCAGGGCCAGCGGAUACAGACUAGGGGCUGGGCUGCAGCUGGAUACCCCUGGCCCUGGGUCCUGGUGCAGCUUCUUGGAGAUUUUACUCCUUGUGUUUGGGAGUAAAAGAACAGAGAGGGUCUGGUUGGCUGCACCCCUCCAGGCGAGGGGUGCUGGAGGCAGCCGAUACAGGGCAGGGGGAGCUCUGGGCUGCAGGCAUGGCAGAAAGCCAGGCAGGGCCUGGGUCAGUUUCACCUGCCCAUUCCUGGCUUCCCUGUGCCCCUAACCGACUCCUUAGGAGGGGAGGAUUUGGGUGUGCCCCAUUGAAGGAGUUCUGGAGCCCCGGAGGCCUGUGGCCAGGGAGGCAUGGCAGGAUACCAUGUGUGACUGGGCAGGGGAGUGUCAGCGUAUGAAGGCUGCUCCUCUGCGUGGGGCUGACUGGGGCAGGUGGGGGCUGGCCCCCAUGGGUUUCCUUUCUUACAUCCCUACCAGGCAGGUUCAGGAUUUCCCCAACCUGCACUGGGACUUUUAAAGAGCCCCACAUCCAGGAGAGGGUGUCUCUGGGUGCUGGAGACCAAGCCUCUAGGGGGGAGAGAACCUGAUUCACCAGGCCCAGCUUCUAGGGCUCCUGUAGGAGAGUGAGAUCCCAGGGAGGGGCCCCACAGGAGCCUCAGGCAAGUCGUUCAGGGUUUCAUGGUGCUAUCUGUGGGGCAGGGGACAGGGAGCUGUCCCUUACCAGCCUAUCUGGCUGCACUGCCCCACCAGGAGACACGUAUCUAUGUCUGCUCCCCCAGAAGCCCACAUGAGGCCUCCUCUCCUCUUGGGGCCAGGCCACUACCGCGCCUUGCUGGCCCCUGGUCCCUCUUGCACUCUGUACAGUCUGAGAUGCCACAGCACAGCGCAGCCAGGGAGAGAAGCUGAUGUGUUUAGGCCUCUGUGGGAGCUCAGCCAGUGCUCAGUGUUUGCCCUUGGGGGGGCAGGCAGUCAUAGGCCACCCCUCUCUGUUGUCACUUCAUGUCCUACGUUUCCCGGGUUUGAUCUCCCACUGUUGAUAAGCUUCUUUGUCACACUCUGCACCUUACUCUCCCUCCCGCCGCUCCUAGCCAUUCCCAGCAUGGCCACACUGGGAAGAGGCCAGUGCCCAAGGGGCUGGCAGAGGGUGAUGAAUCCCUUGACCUCCUCAGAGGCCCACGGAGCUGGGACAGCGGGCUGGGGACAUUUUAAUCAUCAAUAAACGAAGCACUUUAUUCUGUACAGGUGUGGGCAGGCCCAAGGUGCUCGGCUGAGUCGGCUGUCUUCUGGGCAAGGAAGGGCUGAAUGAGCUGUUGUUCCUGUAUAGACUCCCUUUCCUAGCCUGAAGAGCCAGGCUGCAGGCAUGCUCCCAGCCCACCCCACCCCCACCCCCACCCCACCCCCGUGUCCACUGGGAAGACAGGUGCGACCCUCUCUGAGAAAGGAAGAUUUCCCAUUUGGCUGCACACUCCUGCCCCACUGCCCGAGGUUGGGCUCCAAGCUCCUCCAGUGUAGCUCCUCCAGUGGUACCCCUAAUUUCUGGGCUUCCGUGAUGUCCUCAGGUACUCUUCCCUGCCUCUUGCUGUUUCUAACCUCUGGCCCCAGUGCCUGGCAGCUCUUCAGAGCUGGCUUAACAUUUUCCAAUAAUUAAUAAAUAAAUAAAUAAAUAAGAAAAAAAAGAGUCGACCACCUCAAGGGGUCGCCAGUCCUUAUCAUUUGCUGGCCCUGGUGGCCUUCAUGGGUCCAGAAACCCUGGCCAUUCUUCAGUAAACAGCAAUCUGAAGGGCAGAGGCUGGGAACAGAACCCUGUCACAGGAGUUGGGUCUCCAGCACCUUUAUACACCUUUCCCCAGGGGCCAGACAGGUUCUGGGCACUGGCUGGGAUGGGGGCACAGCCCCCCUCUCUGAGGCCCCUGCGUGCCUGGUGCUACACUCCCUGCCCUGCCCACAAAGAUUGCACUCCCUUCCUGCCAAAUGCAAUAAGCCCCUAUUCCCAUGCUGUGGAAUUGGGGUUCUCAUCCCCCCAGCUAUUUACCCUAUUUUUAAAGAGACGGUCAAGUCCCUGAAUGUUAGUUAGCAUGAGGGAACUGGAACAUGGUGGUACUUUUCCAGGCCCAAGACACAGUAGCCUUGGGACCGUUGCCUUCGGGGGGACUUGCUAGAGUCUCUUGCCCAGCUAGACUUGGUCUAACCCUGGGCCUGCUCCUCGGAACUGAUGCAGGCUGCUCUGGCCUUGGAGCAGUUGGGGAGUCCUCAUGAAGACACAGAGGACCUGGAACCCAGGGAUGCCCAGCCCCACAUCCCCUCACUGGGGUCUGGGUGGUUACAGGAAGACCAGGCCCAGGUGUGUGAAGCCUUACUGCCUGCCUGUGUAUGACACGUCCAUGGUCCCUCCCAGGGUGGGGACAGUAGGCAUUUGAGUGAGAUGAGUGGUGGAGAAUAAACUCAGUUCCACUCCUGG